Messenger RNA from Oryzias melastigma (Indian medaka), 765 nucleotides. RefSeq names its product sodium/potassium/calcium exchanger 4. Lineage: Eukaryota; Metazoa; Chordata; Actinopteri; Beloniformes; Adrianichthyidae. The annotation marks the transcript as partial. Gene Ontology annotation, molecular function: calcium, potassium:sodium antiporter activity; calcium channel activity. The transcript has 5 exons. Gene Ontology annotation, cellular component: membrane. The record is from RefSeq and is a predicted model, not a curated record. Gene Ontology annotation, biological process: intracellular calcium ion homeostasis; calcium ion transmembrane transport.
CGUGUUGUUGUUCUUGCGGCGUUUCUCCUGCAGGAGGCAUCGGCAGCAAACUGAAAUGGUUGUUGUCGUGGCCUCUGCUCCUGCUGUUGUUCUUCACCAUCCCAAACUGCGCCAAGCCGCGCUGGGAGAAGUUCUUCAUGCUCUCCUUCAUCCUGUCCACUGUCUGGAUCGCUGUCUUCUCCUACGUGAUGGUCUGGAUGGUCACAAUCGUCGGCUACACUCUGGGAAUCCCGGACGUCAUCAUGGGCAUCACCUUCCUGGCUGCAGGGACGAGCGUUCCUGACUGUAUAGCCAGCCUCAUCGUGGCUCGACAAGGUUUGGGAGACAUGGCCGUCUCCAACACUAUAGGGAGUAACGUGUUUGACAUCCUGGUGGGUCUGGGGGUCCCCUGGGCCAUCCAGACCAUUUGUGUGAGCUACGGAUCAGCGGUUGCCAUCAACAGUCGGGGGCUGGUGUACUCGGUGGUUCUUCUCCUGGGCUCCGUGGCGCUCACGGUGCUCGGGAUCCACGUGAACAAGUGGCGGCUGGACUUCAAGCUGGGCGUGUACGUGCUGGUGUUGUACGCCGUCUUCCUCUGCUUCUCCAUCAUGAUCGAGUACAACGUCUUCACUUUCGUCAACCUGCCCAUGUGCAUAGAAGACUAGAGCUCAGCAGCAUGCCUUGAAAACCAAACUCAGCACUCCAUUCAGCCAAAUACUGGACCUCUCUGUGGUUUCUUUUUUUUUAGUCCCAGGAUUUUUCUUACAAAGUAGAAUUAUUGGACUA